Mugil cephalus (flathead mullet) is the source of this 7229-nucleotide messenger RNA. RefSeq names its product DENN/MADD domain containing 5B (gene dennd5b). The transcript has 24 exons. The record is from RefSeq and is a predicted model, not a curated record. Bases 355 to 4440 code for a protein of 1361 amino acids. NCBI's taxonomy places the organism in Eukaryota, Metazoa, Chordata, Actinopteri, Mugiliformes, Mugilidae. Gene Ontology annotation, molecular function: guanyl-nucleotide exchange factor activity; small GTPase binding.
CUUUCAGUGAGUGAGACUCAUUAUUGAACUAUAUUUGAAUAUCCCGCCCUGCCAGUCGGACUCCUCCGAGCUCCGCCGAGGCGGAGAUUCCCUCCGUUCUCUCCUCCAGUAGGCUACAGUUCACUCUGCAGUGUGUCUCGAAAGCUCCGCUUGAACGGCUCGCCGAAAGCUAACGACCGUCGGAAGCGCUUUCAAAAACAACAUAACUUGCAUGCGGAGUAUUUUUACUCGCUAAUAUAAACAGAAUACCGCACGCUUGAGCAUUUCGUACGCCGCCCUUUGUUGCCGUUUUCUCAACCGGAGAUGCGUCGUCUGGAGAACUAGGAGCGGAGCGCGCAGCAAACCGACGCCGGGAUGAGUGGGAGCUCCGCGGCGUCCGGAGCGGCGCCGUGCCGCUUUGCCCACUACUUUGUUAUUUGCGGGAUAGACACGGAGACUGGACUGGAACCGGACGAGUUGGCAGCUUUGUACCAGUGGUUAGAAGCAGACCGACAAGGCAGGGAUCCAGACACUGCAGCCACAGGUGAAAACUUCGAGCAGAGCCCACUGAAGAGGACUUUCAAGUCAAAAGUUCUGGCACGUUACCCCGAGAACGUGGAGUGGAACCCCUUUGACCAGGAUGCUGUCAACAUGCUGUGUAUGCCCAAGGGCCUGUCGUUCAGGACGCAGGUGGACCAGCGCGAUCCUCAGUUUCACUCGUUCAUCAUCACCAAGGAGGAUGGCUCACGAACCUAUGGCUUCGUCCACACCUUCUAUGAGGAGGUGACCAGUCCACAGAUCUGCUCUGCCAUGCAGACUCUCUACCAGAUGCACAAUGCGGAGCACGCCUCGGCCAACCCCACGUCCUCCUCCUCAUCCUCCUCCUCCAGCAUGGACUCUCUGGCUAGCAGUUUAGAUGAAGUAGACUCUCCUACUUCCUCAUCCUCCUCAUCUACUUGUCGUGCAGCGGGGGGCUAUGACUCAUCAAGGGACACCCUGUAUGUGUCUAAGGCCUUGUGUCUGAUCACACCCAUGCCCUUCAUGCAUGCCUGUCGCCGCUUCCUGUCACAGCUACACAGGGCCGUCACAGCUGCCACUGCACCUCCCCUGCCGCUGGAGAGCUACGUUCACAAUAUCCUGUAUGAGGUCCCACUGCCUGCACCUGGACGCUCACUCAAGUUCCACGGUGUGUACGAGCCCAUUGUGUGCCAAAGACCUGGCUUGGGGGAGUUGCCCCUGGCUGACUUCCCCCUGGCAGAGGCCUUCAGUCUGCUGGGAGUGGAGAAUUUGGUCCAGGUGUUCACCUGCACCCUCCUGGAGAUGCAGAUCCUGCUGUACUCACAGGACUACCAGCGGUUGAUGACGGUGGCGGAGGGCAUCACCACCCUGCUGUUUCCCUUCCAGUGGCAGCAUGUCUAUGUUCCCAUCCUGCCAGCCUCCCUGCUCCACUUCCUGGAUGCACCUGUCCCGUACCUGAUGGGCCUGCAGUCCAAAGAGGGCACUGACCGCUCCAAACUUGAGCUUCCUCAGGAGGCCAACCUGUGUUUUGUGGAUAUUGACAACCACUACAUCGAGCUUCCCGAGGACUUCCCCCACUUCCCCAACAAAACCGAGUUCAUUCAGGAGCUCAACGAAGUGCUGUUGAGCUUUGGCAUGUCUGCCAAAACUGGUGCACCACCCCAGACCCGCUCAAGUCCCAGCAGCACCCCUUCCACCCCAGGUAGGGAGCGCAAGACGGCCGCCCUCCUGCAGUUGGAAGACGAUGGAAGGAACGGGAACCUGGCAGGAGAGGAGCUGGCUGUGCUUGAGCUGCUGCAGGGUAACGCCACCUUGGAGAGACUGCAGGCGCUGACCAAACGCACCGGGGUGACGGUUGCCCGCGUGGAUGCUCUAAGGGCCGGCGUCAAAGCCCAGGGCACUGACGGGCAAGGAGGCCGGACACCAGCUGAAGAGGAGGAGUUGAGGAAUGCCAAGCUGAACGUCCAGCUCAGAGAGGUGUUCGCCAGCCGGUUCACCACCAUGUUUGCUGACUAUGAAGCCUUUGUCAUCCAGAGCGCCCCGGAUCUGGAGUCCUGGCUCACCAACAGGGAGCAGAUGCACAACUUUGACAAGGCUUCAUUUCUGUCAGAUCAGCCAGAGCCCUACCUGCCCUUCCUGUCGCACUUCAUCGAGACACAGAUGUUUGCCACCUUCAUUGACAACAAGAUCAUGUCCCAGUGGGAGGAGAAGGAGCCGCUGCUGCGCGUCUUUGACACCCGCAUUGACAAGGCUCGCCUCUACAAUGUUCGUGCUCCCAGCCUCCGAUCCUCCAGCUAUCAGAGGUGCUCCAUUCUCAAGGAGUCUGCUCACACCAUUGAGCAGCGGCUCAAUAAGAUCGACCACACGGCCAUCCACCCACACCUGCUGGACAUGAAAAUUGGCCAAGGCAAAUACGAGCAGGGAUUUUUCCCCAAACUGCAGGCCGAUGUCCUCAACACCGGGCCUACCAAUAACAAGUGGUCUCACAGGACGAUGACAACUCAACGUAGAAAAGAUCGUCACAGACAACAAACAGAACAUCUGAACCUUGACAACGACUUGAAGGAGCAGGUGGAGGGCUGUCUGGUCCUGCAGAACUCCAUGGCAUUUUGGGAGUGGGACAAAGCGUCCCCUCCGCCUAUCAAACCGCCUAAAAAAUCUGCCUCUGCGUCCUGCCUGAAGUACAUGCAGGAGGCCCGCGGCCUGGGGAAGAACCUGAGACAACCCAAACUGUCGGAUCUGUCCCCCGCCGUCAUCGCCCAGACCAACUGGAAGUUUGUGGAGGGGCUGCUCAAGGAGUGUCGCAUGAAGACUAAGCGUAUGCUGGUGGAGAAGAUGGGUCGAGAGGCGGUGGAGCUGGGCCAUGGAGAGGCUAACAUCACGGGGCUGGAGGAAAACACUCUGAUCGCCAGUCUGUGUGACUUGCUGGAGAGGAUCUGGAGCCACGGGCUGCAGGUCAAACAGGGGAAGUCAGCCCUGUGGUCCCACCUAGUCCACUAUCAGGCCCGCGAGGAGAAGCUGGAGCAGCAGCAGGCCGAGUCACCAGUGCCUCACGUUCCUGAGAGGAGGAAGUCUGAUUGCUCCAUAGCACUACCUGCUCCACGUGUGUCUCUCAUUCAGGAUAUGAGACAUAUCAAGAACAUGUCUGAGAUUAAGACAGAUGUUGGCCGAGCGAGAGCCUGGAUCCGUCUGUCCCUGGAGAAGAAGGUGCUCUCACAGCACCUCAAACAGCUGCUGUCACGACAAGCCUUAACCAAGAAGCUCUACAAGCGUUAUGCCUUCCUGCGCUGUGAAGAGGAGAAGGAGCAGUUCCUCUUCCACCUGCUCUCUCUAAACGCUGUCGACUACUUCUGCUUCACCAGCGUCUUCACCACCAUUAUGAUCCCAUACCGAGUCGUCAUCAUCCCCAUCAAGAAGCUGAGCAAUGCCAUGACCACCUCCAACCCCUGGGUGUGUGUGUCAGGGGAGCUGGGAGACUCGGGCAUCAUGCAGAUCCCCAAGAAUGUCUUGGAGAUGACCUUUGACUCGGCUUUCAGGUCUCACACGCACAUCUCCGCCGUGUUCAAGUGUCAGAACCUGGGGAAGCUGACCACUGUGCAGCUGGGUCACGAUAACGCUGGCCUCCUGGCUAAAUGGCUGGUGGACUGUGUCAUGGUUCGCAAUGAGAUCACAGGACACACCUACAAGUUCCCUUGUGGUCGAUGGCUCGGGAAGGGCGUGGAUGACGGCAGCCUGGAGAGGGUCCUGAUCGGUGAACUGGUGUUGCCCAGCGGAGAGGAGGAUUCUGGGAGGGGGUGCCGUACGCCUCCACUGCAGCGCUCGCCAUCCCAGGUCAGGCGCAUCAGCAUCACAUCACUAUCUGGACGAGGACCCAAACCAACUUCAGCACAAAUACAAGAGGCCAUCGGGGAGGCAGUGAAUGUCAUCAUCAAACACUUCCACAAGCCAGAGAAAGAGAGGGGAAACCUGACCGUCCUGCUGUGUGGAGAGAACAGUUUGGUCGCAGCUCUGGAGCAGUUCUUCCAUCACGGCUUCAAGUCAGCGCGGCUCUUCCAGAAAACCGUGUUCGUGUGGGACUUUGUGGAGAAGGCCGUUGCUUACAUGGAGUCAGCUGACCAGAUGGGAGACCUUCGGGAGACCGCAGAGCCCCUGGGGAUGACCUGUCAAUCACUGUGUCGAUAUGUCAAUGCAAUCAACUCCACCCCUAGGAACAUUGGCAAGGACGGGAAGUUCCAGCUGCUGGUCUGCCUCGGUGCCAGAGACCGCUUGCUGCCCCAAUGGCUCCCCCUGCUGGUUGAGUGCCCUGUCAUCCUGAGAAUGUAUGAGGACACGGCCCUACUCAGAGACCGCGCCACUGUCAACUCUCUCAUUGCUGUCCUUGAGACGCUGCAUGACUUCUCUAUCACACUGGAAGCCUCCCUGGUCAAAGGCAUCGAUCUUUAGCCCCGAGGAGGGACCACCGGACCACCACAUUCUGCUUCAACCCCCCUUUCUUCAGCAGUAGAGACAAACGAUGAGGGAUGGAGGAAAUAGAGGAAAGGAGAACCGAAGUAACAGGUUCACAGCUUUAUGUGAGAACCAUCAGGACUUUGGAUCAACCACACGCUUGGAUGCAAUAUUUUUAUCCCACUUCUGGCUCUGAAAGACUCUUCAGUAACUACAAAUCCAGAAUACUUUGCAUCACUGUGUACAUGUGUUUUAUAAACAUAGCAUCCGGUUUUAGAUUUUUGUCCUACUUUGCAGGUAGCCUUUGUUUCCAACUCAGUUCAGUAGACUAUUCAGAUCUCUACUGUUCAGUCCUUCUCUACUGUCUGUCUGCAAGUCAUAAGUCACAAAGUUGUUUCAAAAAAUGCUCACUGUGGUUUUGCAAAAGUUGCAUUUGUUGGGGACUAUUUUCAGCAGCAAAUCAACUCAUAUGUGGUACUUUAAAGAGGGUUUUCAGGACUUUCAUUAUCCUUUAAAAUAGAAAAUUCAACACAGUGAGGAUUAACUGCAAGUCGUCCUUUCUGCCAUAUAAUUUUCAUCGUAUACCAAAAUGAAGGAAAACAAUGGCUAUCUGGAAGAAAGGAAGUCAGUCUGCAAAUGUAGAGUGUGCUUUGAAAAGUCUCAACUGUAAAACCUGCUGAUACGACAGUGAGAGACUUGGAAAUCAUAGCAGUGGCAUUUUCCUGUGUGGUUGCUGUGUGUAGCAUCUAGGAUAAUUGUCCUUCCUUGCCUGCAACUAGUGGUUAUAAUACCACUAACCCCUAGCUAGCAUUAGCAUUAGCAUUAGCGAGCAUGCCUUUGUGUGUGGGAAGAAAAGAGGACCUGAGUCACUGACUGGAAGGAGGAUCGCCGCCAUGGAGUCCACGUCCAGUUCUGAGCAGUCAGCGCCUUUCCAUGUUUCCCUUUCUACUUGUUGCAUGAUUCUCCUAACAGUCCGCCCAUUUUAUCACUUUAUCUUAAACACAACAUACUACACAAUCUGAACGUGCUUUCAUGGCACUGAGUCCAUAUUCAUCAUACGACUGGAGAAGGGAACUUUAUGGCUGAAAGCUCUUACAAAAGCCUGUGAACUCUGAGAGGUUUACACAAACCAGCAACGGUUUCUAAUCAGUGUAGUGAACACUGGAAUAUACUUAGCAUUGAUACUGAAUAAGAGACAAGGAAUCUGGACGCACAGAAUCCCAUGAAAUCUCUCUUUAUACCUCCAUUUGUAGUUUGUCGUUUCAUGCUCAACAAUAGAAUGUGAGCACAGAUGUUACAUUUUGCAAGAUUUUGUAAUUGUAUGCAGCAGUAGGUAGCAGUUACAGAUUGAUUUCUAGUUCAGAAACAGGAUGCAGCAUGACAAGACUUCUGGAAAUCACUCUCGGACGACUGGCUGCUGUUAACCAACAAAUACGUGUAAUGUUACUGGAUAAAACAUUUUGUAACUAUUCUUUAAAUCAUCAUCUUUAUCAUCUCCUCCUGACACCCUUUAAACACCGCUCACAGAUACGGUUUAUUUUCCUGAAAGAGUUCAGUUUUUAGGAAUACUAACUGAAUAAGGGAAGUGGUGAUUUUGUCGAGGACUAUUUUCUGUGGGGGAUUAAUCCACAGCCGGUUGAGCAGUGAUCAUACGCUGCACAAGUGCAUCUCUUUACGUGGGCUUUUUAGUUUUGUUCUGCUUCAGUUCAUUGCUGACUUUGUUUUUUCUGUGAGAUCUGCUGACAAUAAGAAAAAAGUGUUUGUCCCGUAAUCAUUUAAAGAAGUAUCCAGUAGAUCGGAGCACAAAAUAGAUGCAUUUUUGUUACAAGAAAACUGUUGACUCCUGUAUUACUGAAUGCAGCAUGAAGGAUAAAACAGGGUGUUACUUUUUAUAUAAGACAUGAGAGAUUUCAGUUCAGUCUCCAUCUCUUCCAAACACACAAACUGAAUACGUUUUCAUGCAGCAGCCAACAGAGAUGUAUAGGAACAUCUUUAUUUCUUUUAAAAUAUUUUAUUACCUCUUGACCUUUGACCGCAUGAGAGAUUCUGCCACUUUUUCCACUUACUGCCACAUGAAUGAAUGCUUUCCGGUGUAAAUAUUCUCAUUAGUGCAUGCUGACAUUUAGCCUCAGGUGAACUAAUGUGACCCUCUAAAGAAUUAUAGGUGGACUUUUUAUUGAGAGGGCAAAAAGAACGACUCCCCGCGUUGUUCUGUAUUUCUGCUGAUUCCAGUAUUGAGUCUGUGACGGACAGACUGUCCAUCACGGUUUGCUUUAAAUGUCUUGAUUUUUAGUAUUUAUUAAUUUAAUAAUAACUGUGGCAAGCCGCCGGCUGCACUGGUGUUUUGCGGUCGAUAAAGCCUGUGGAAUGUGUUAAAGCAGUAACCACUAUUUUCAUAUGUUUUUUUUUGUUGUUGUUGUUUUUUUAACCACCUGUGCCCCUGAUGACUCGCCUGCAGGACUCUCCACAGCUGCUCAGUAACGGUAAUUCCUCUGCCUUGUCCUGGAUUUGUACAGACUGUUAAAUAGUGGCUACAGGGUAGACUUCUGGAAGAGGACAUAGACCUAGACUAAUGUGCACAUUACACACUGGACCGAUGAUACAGGCAGUGUUGUUGAGCCUGUCUGGAUCUGCUACUGACAGCCAUCUAAGGCAGCAGCCUGCGUUCUGCUCCUCAUUUGACACCACGUGACGAUUCUUUUCUUGUCGUUGUUAGACUGACUACUCUGUUCUGAUAUUUAUUAUGACUACUUCAAUAAAACACCCAGUGUGUUAAAAAUGUAAAA